This is a messenger RNA of Dendrobium catenatum, 2292 nucleotides long. RefSeq names its product cytochrome P450 77A1. The record is from RefSeq and is a predicted model, not a curated record. Gene Ontology annotation, cellular component: membrane. The transcript has a single exon. NCBI's taxonomy places the organism in Eukaryota, Viridiplantae, Streptophyta, Magnoliopsida, Asparagales, Orchidaceae. Gene Ontology annotation, molecular function: oxidoreductase activity, acting on paired donors, with incorporation or reduction of molecular oxygen, NAD(P)H as one donor, and incorporation of one atom of oxygen; iron ion binding; heme binding. Bases 452 to 1975 code for a protein of 507 amino acids.
UACCAUUAGAGUGCUCAACCAUCUAUGUUCAAAAACCUCUCUAAGGAGACUCUCUAACAUUAUCUGUCACUCGAGCGACUAUAACCUUUUCAUGUUCUAUCUAUAAGUAUAAAACCAGUCAUCCAACGGUCUCUUAAAAGUCAAUAUUCUUUAGCUAAUAAAGAAUUCCAAUCCUUCCAACCAAAGUAAUCCAAAGAACAAACCCAUACAGAACACAACUACAUCCUGCAAUUCCUUAGAAAUAACAAAACACAUCGUAGAGUUUGACAAAUCAAAAACCUUUAUAAAUUUCAACCUUCAAAUUUAAUUCUCAGCCGGCCCGACAUUUAAAUUCCACCAACUAAUCACAUACACCUCCUCGCUCCGUCACCACCUAUAAAACCAUCAUCACCACCGCCACCAUCACCACCACCACCACUCUCCCACUUCUCACCGCCCCUCCAUCUCUCCCAUGGCCAUUUCGCUCGUCUUUCUCACCAUCACCACCAUCCUCUCCAUCUCCUUCCUCACCCUGCUCUUUCUCUUCCGCUUCCUAUUCUUCCGCCCUUCCAAAUCCUCAAACCUCCCUCCCGGCCCCCCCUGCUUCCCCCUCCUCGGCAACCUCCUCCAGCUCGCCCUCUCCCGCAAACAACUCAUUCACUACAUCCCCGACCUCAUUCCCCUCUACGGCCCUAUCUUCACUCUCCGGUUCGGCUCCCAAACUCACAUCUUCAUCACCAACCCCGAACUCGCCCACGAAGCUCUGAUCCAAAAAAGUCAACUUUUCGCCUCACGCCCGGCCGAAACCCCCAUCCGCAGCAUCUUCAGCUGCAACAAAUUCACCGUCAAUUCCGCUUUCUACGGCCCCGAUUGGCGCAUCUUACGCCGCAACAUGGUCUCCAACAUUCUCAGUCCCACCCGCCUCAAAACCUUCGAUUCCCUCCGCCAAACCGCUAUAAACCGAUUCAUCGAUCACAUCCGCGCUGAAUCCUCUUCCAACAGCGAAAUUUCGGUCCUCCGCAACACGCGCUUCGCUGUCUUCCACAUUCUGAUAUCGAUGUGCUUCGGCCUCGAUCUCCACGAUAACGAAAUUAAUAAGAUCGACAUUCUCAUGAAAAAAGUCCUCAUCACCGCUAGUCCUCAAAUGGACGACUUCUUACCUUUGAUCAAACCGUUCUUCGCCAAGAAGCGCGCGGAAGCAAUCAAAGUCCGAAAAGAGCAGAUCGACGCCAUUGUCCCCUUAAUCAACAAACGCCGCGGGAUUCUUGAAAACCCUGCGGCCCAUCCCGACGCCACAAACUUCUCAUAUCUCGAUUCGUUGCUCGAUCUCCAGGUCAGAAACUCCGCCCCGCCCACCGACGCCGAGCUGGUGACUCUCUGCUCGGAGUUUCUGAACGGGGGAACUGACACCACCGCCACUGCGAUCGAGUGGGGAAUCGCGGAGCUGAUCGAUAAGCCAUCGAUUCAAUCAAGAAUAUACGAAGAGAUAGCUGCGGUGGUUGGGAAAUAUGCGCGGGUAAUAAACGAGAAUGAUACGGAAGGAAUGGUUUACCUUCAGGCGUUUGUGAAGGAACUGUUGAGGAAACACCCGCCGGCGUAUUUCACGUUAACGCACGCGGCGGUGGAGGAUGGGAAGUUGGGGGGUUACGAUGUGCCGAAAGAUGCUAAUUUGGAGAUAUAUCUUCCAGCGAUAGCGCAGGAUCCGAGGCUGUGGAAGGACGCCGGGGAGUUCAAGCCGGAGAGGUUCUUGACGGGAGGGGAGAAUGCGGAUAUGACAGGGGUGAAGGAGAUAAAGAUGAUACCUUUUGGGGCGGGGAGGAGAGUUUGUCCGGGAAUGGGGAUGGGGAUGAUGCAUAUAACGCUUCUGCUGGCGAGGAUGGUUCAGGAGUUUGAGUGGCGGAAUCCGGCGGAGAAGAAGCUUAAUUUUGGAAGCAAGUUUUUGUUCACUGUAGUCAUGGAGCGGCCGCUGAGGGCCAUAGCGGUGCCUAGGAAGUAGUGCUUGUGGGCUCAUCAAUAUACUUAAAAUAGUUUAUAUUAAUUUUAGUCAGAUUAUUCUGACAUUAUUUUUUUAUAUUAUAUUAUUUAUGAAAAGUUAUAAGUUUUUUUUUUUGAAUUAUGAUAUUGUGGGUGAAAAAAAAAGGACAGAUGAUUGUUCAACUAAGAUAAUUUAUAUUAAUAUGUGGGUGGAUUUACUUAAGAGUUCUUUUUAUAUUUAUUUAUAUAAUUAUCUAAGAAUAUAACGAUUAUGUGCUAUUUAUAUUUUGUAAAUUUUUCUAAAAUAUAAUAUUGAUAUUCUUCUUGUGUUCAAUCAAA